Rubroshorea leprosula is the source of this 1763-nucleotide messenger RNA. The record is from the annotation of a GenBank genome assembly. Lineage: Eukaryota; Viridiplantae; Streptophyta; Magnoliopsida; Malvales; Dipterocarpaceae.
UGCCGGGGUGAAUGAGAGGGCAUACUCAGCUCCCCGAGACCACUGGAUGCCCCUAUACGUCCAUUAUUUGAUAGCAGGACUUAGGUUCCCCAUUCCAGAAUUACUGGGCGGGGGUAGAGGUGAGAAGGGGUGGUACUACUUCGGCCCUCGGUCGUCCAGCAAAGAGAAGAAGAGUUUAUUCUCUGCUGGACCGUCAUCCAUCAAAGGAUGGAAAGAAAAAUUCUUCUUUGUGGAUGACACCGAGUGGGGUAGGGGAAAUGCCGAGGUGGAGGAGUUGUCUGCUUGGAAGGCUAAGAAAGCCAAGCAGAACAACUAUAAGUUAAAUGAAGAUGAGGUGGAGGAGGUAGAGAAGCUGGUGAGGGGGGAAGGAGACGUGGUGGACAUCCUGUACCUCACCAGUCCGCUGGCAAUAAAGGCUGCUGAGCUCUAUGGGCCAAGCUCAUUGAGCGAAGCUGAGAUGGAAGAGUUUACAAAUGCUGCUGGGGGGCUGCACAUCCCGAAGAAGCCAAGGAAGAAGUCAAGGACUUCAACUGCGGCGAAUCAAGGGGCGGAUAUGAGCGAGGAAGUGGCACCGCUCCAAAGGAAGAAGAGGAAGGUGUCACAACCAGAAGCCAGGGGGGAUGAGGUGGUGGAGUUCGCACCUCGGCCUUCUCCUCCAAAAACUGAUCCUAAAGUCGGGGAGAGGGUAGAGGUCGAGGCGAAGCACUUCCUCAACUCCUCUCUGCCUAAGGUGGAUAGGAGGCGGGCAAAGGACGAGGUGGUGAGCCAUGUGGGGCACACCGUUGUGAGGCACGCCUUGGAGAGUGCAAGCUGGACAAACACUCUUGCACAGGAGUAUGCGGAGAGUGUGAGAGAUCGUGCCAACUUGUUGAGGCAGUGCGAGCAGUUGCAGAAGGAGAAGGAGGAGCUGCAGAAGGAGAAGGGGGAAUGGGAGAAGGAGAAGAGGGAGAUGCAGAGGAGGCUGGACGAAGUUCUCCCUUCAGUGUUCGAGCUCCAGAACGAGAACGAUGUCCUGAGCACGAAGCUUGGCCUCGAAGAACGCAAGAGAAAGAUCUGUGAGGAGAAGCUCGAGGCUCAAGACAAGUAUAUCGACAAUAUGAGGAAAGGAGCAGCGGAGCUGAAGAAGAACGUGAACCUGCUGGUGCACAACGGGAUGGAGGAACACAUUGGCAACUUCCUCAACUCCAGCACCUUCGAGGACAUCCUCAAGCUCUACCGGCUGCCAAUCGCCAUUGUGGCCUUCAUCGACUGUAGAAAGAAGGUGAAGGCCCAGUACCCAGAGGUGGACAUGACAACAGUCACCUUUGGGGAACAAGAAGAAGGGGUGGAGGAAGAUGGGGAGAGCCUCUGUGCUGACUUCCGACCUCGGAUCACGCUGAGGUGGGAGCGUGAUGCAGAGGGGCACACCAUUUUUCCUCCAGCCUUUGACGUUGAGUUGGUGGCCGUGGAGGGAGAAGAAGAAGAGAAAGAAGAAGGAGAAGCGCAAGGCGCCGGAGUUGAGAAUCAGGCAGCUCCAACUGAAGUGCAGCCUCCUGAGGUGCAUCCAGUCUCGUCUGACGAAGUGCAGGCGUUGCCUCCUCCUGAAGUAGAAGUACCACUCCUGGCUCCUGGAGAUGAGCCCAGAUCCCCACCUCUUCCCGCUGAGGAGCAGCCUCCUCCUCCAGCAGAGUAGUUUAGGAUUGGUUAAAUCCCCAUUUUGGUCCCUGAACUAUUGUACGGACCCCCGAUUUGGUCCUUGAACUAAAUAAAUCCCUAAUUUGGUC